Molecule: messenger RNA, 683 nt
Organism: Drosophila miranda
Lineage: Eukaryota; Metazoa; Arthropoda; Insecta; Diptera; Drosophilidae
Exons: 4
Coding region: 168-623 (151 amino acids)
Source: RefSeq, a predicted model, not a curated record
AAAAAAAAUACCGCGAACAAGAAGUUUUCGCGCCAAAAUUAGUCAAUUCCAGACUAAUUAACAAUAAUUAUGUUGGAAAUUAACCAGCAUAUCUUGUACCGUUGGAUUAACUAACAGCAGUUGUCAUCGGUCUAGUGGACUACUAGUUUUUGCCAUUUUAUUGGACGAUGAAGCGCGGCAUGGUCCUCCCGGCUGCGAGGACGCCAUCUAUGCGCCUUCAAACUCAGAGAAGAAGCGCCGCAGCCUCUUGGCAGAGGCUCUGCCACCAGGAUGGGAUCCAUGGAUGCCUCAUUGCGUGGCUACAAGUGGCGUACACAUACAGUGUCCACGAAUCGCUGGGACAAACCAGCUCAAAUGCGAGCUCAAUGGAUGGGAAAGCCACAAUUUGUUGCCGUUUCAAACGGCGUCACAAAAUCACCCUGCCCCGUGACAGAGACGACGCACCAGAUCGAUUCGAUUCGAUUCCAUGCAUUUCCUCAGAGCAAAAAACCAGUUUUUUCCAUUUGUUUGGCUUCGAUUCCGUUUCGUCUCCGAGCAGCCAGCCAGCCGGCCGGCGAAAAACGAAGCAUACACCAAAGAGAGAGAGAGAGAGAAGACAAACAAAAGUAAACAAUAAACGGUGAGAGCACAACAAAAGCUGAAAGAACAGAUUACUUCAUGCUCCAAGGGGGAGCCAGCCGAAG